Salvelinus fontinalis (brook trout) is the source of this 4478-nucleotide messenger RNA. Its product is annotated as zinc finger MYM-type protein 1-like. The transcript is spliced from 2 exons. Bases 806 to 1855 code for a protein of 349 amino acids. The record is from RefSeq and is a predicted model, not a curated record. NCBI's taxonomy places the organism in Eukaryota, Metazoa, Chordata, Actinopteri, Salmoniformes, Salmonidae.
CGUAUCUACUGUCCGAAAGGCACAUGUACGUAACUGAAGUGAGGUAAUUCAGUCAAUUGCGCCAUAGCAAUGUAUAUAUUUUUCUAAUGUUGCAGGGUUCACACACUAGCUGAAUUUGCAGAGCUAACGCGCAAACUAAAGCAAACAUUAACUAUCAAGCUAGCUAGUACCUAUUCCAUUUAUGUGGCGUCGUCAAAGAUGGAAUAUUUGCUAUCGUCAGUUUAUUCCAAGAUUAGCAUGCAGCUGUAGUGCUUCAAAGUCCCUGUGAUAAGGUUAGCGAUAAACUGAAGUCCAAACUGAACAGAACUACACUCUCUUAUACCAUUGUCUUAAAUAUAUUUAAUGGUCUCGUUGCAAAAGCUAAAUUGUCGCUAGUGAUUUUUUAUUUUUUUUCACCUUUAUUUAACCAGGUAGCAAAGAUUAUAGCAAACACCACAGAAACGGAAUUGGUGCUCGCUAGCUUUGCAAAUUCAGCUAUUGUUGGAAGCUAGCCAAUAUGAAACAAACUAUGUUAAAAUUACAAAAUGUUGCAGCAUGUGUUGUGUAAAUGUGUGUGUGUGCAGCUAGACCGGCCAGCCAGCCAGUCAGGUAGAAAAAUGUCAGAAAAAAGUAAAAAGACGGACAUCAGAGUAUUUUUCAGUACACCAAAACGCAAAGUAAGAACUCUAGUAGCCUAAUAUCUCAAAGACGAGUUGAUAAAAUGUUCAUAAGAAAGAAGUGAAAUGCUAAUGGAAAUGUUUCACAAUGAUGUCAUUAGGCAGAGCAGGCAACAGAUGGCACACAGACAGCUGAGUUGGGGACAGAUAUGCAGGGACAGACUGGCAGAGACAGGGAGUCUCAGGAGUCAGACUGUGAGUCAGUGAGGGUGGUGAAAGGGAAAGAGCCAAGGAGAGAGACUUCCGAGGACAGUGUCACAGCCACGGCAGGACCAGGUGUCACCCUUGUUGCCAGCAGCAUCAGUAUAGGGGACAGUGGCACAGCAUCGUCCAGUUACCUCAGUGAUGGCACAAAACCAUAUCAGCCACACCCACAAUUUAUAGAACCGCAAACUCUUGCCAACAGAGUGUUGACGUUUCAAGAGAGAUGGUUUCGCGAUUUCCCCUGGCUACAUUAUAAUCCAUCAAUAAAAGGAGUGUUGUGUUUUCACUGUAGCCAAGGGUUUUCAAGCCAGCCAUCUUUUGGCCAAAGAGCAGAUGCUGCCUUCAUUAGUGCAGGAUUUAGGAACUGGAGAAAAGCCAUUGAAAAAUUCACAGCACAUCAAAACUGCCAAACCCACCGCCACUUUGUAACUGUAACAGCACACCAGCUAAAUCCAAUCAGUGUCCAGUUAUCCAGCGCGUGGGGUAAACAGCAGGAGGACGCAAGGCAUUGCUUGAUGAAAAUUGUUAGUUCGGUGCGGCAUGUAGUAAGACAGGGACAAGCCUUUAGAGGCCACACGGAUGACAGUGGGAAUUUAUACCAGCUUUUGAAACUCAGGGCAGAAGAGGAUGAUCCCAUUUUACUGAAGUGGUUAACAGAGCGUACCACAAUGUACACAGGCCCCAAAGCACAGAAUGAAAUUCUGAACAUCAUGGCCAAUACAGUCAUUCGAGGCAUUGCAGCUGAGAUUAGGUCUCUUCCGAUUGUACAAUUUUCAUUAAUUGUUGAUGGUACUCAAGAUGUCUCUGGUGCUGAACAGGAGAGUGUCUGUCUGCGUUAUGUUGACCGUGACCUUGUCCCUCACGAGGACUCGCCUGUUGUCUCCGACACCCUGUCUCUGGUAUGCAGGCUGCAGUCGAGUGUGUGCGGUCAUCUCUUAGGGGCAAGAGAAAUGACGAAAGCUACCUUGCACUGUAUGAGAAAGCAACAACUUUGAUUGACUCUAUUGAAUCCAUUGAGACGCACUCAAGACGAUUUGCUGGCAAAGCAGUGGAUCACUAUAGGGCAGAAUUUUUUUAAGUGUUGGAUGGUGUGGAGGUUCAGUUUGGCGACCGUUUUGACCAGGACAGUCUAAACGUCCUGCAAAAGUUGGAAAGAGCGCUUCUCACGGGCGAGUUGGAUGAGUCUCUAGAUCAGUACCCUGAGCUGAACAUAGAUUCUCUUUCAGUGCAGAUCCCUCUCUUUCAUAACAAAUACCCCUGUAGCAGCAGUUGAGAGGCAGCAGAGGUCCUCAGGAGGCUUCCAGUGGAGGUGCGGGGGUUGUUUGACCAAGUUGAGGUGCUGAUCAGAAUUUUGUUUGUGGUGCCAGUGUGUUCAUGUGAGGCUGAGAGGAGUUUCAGUGCACUCCGCAGGUUAAAGACUUGGCUACGGGCCAGCAUGGGCCAAGAGAGACUGAACGGCGUAGUUGUCUGUAAUGUACAUAAAGACAGGCUGGACAGUCUCAAGAGGGAAAAUAUCUGCCAGCAAUUUGUUGGAUCCAUUGAAACCCGCAAACAUAUGUUCGGUUCUUUUGUUCAGUAGUGUGUAUAGCAGUGGUUCUCAACCUUUUUUGGGUACUGGAACCCCUGCAUAUUUUGAGGCAAGGCAGGCAAGGUUUUGAGCGGUCCUCAGGGACCUCCACCCCCUCUAUAUUAUAUGUAAACUUACUGGAAACCUUGUGGUACUGAAUACGUUCAUUACACUUUUUUUUAUUUCACGGACACCUUGCAAUUAGUCCAUGGACCCCUGUUUGAGAACCCCUGGUGUAAUUGAUAUUUGUUAUUUUGUUUAGUAGUUUUCAGUUUUUAGUACAUGACAGUACACUUACAAAUUAUUAUUUCAUGUUAUUUUAUUUAAAAUUGCAUACUUUGUGUGACAUACUUGUCCAUAGCUGCUGUUUGAAGAGUUGAGACACUGACUGAAGGAUAUUUUGUUUGAUUUAUUUGGGUUUUUCAUUGAAGUAGUUAUUUUGCUUUUAGAACUGUACUUAUUUUAAGCUUUUUGUUCUUGUAAAGAUAUUGUAGUAGACUCAGGCCAGGUGCACAUAUUUAAUGACUAUAUAAAUGUAUCACAAAGUCAAAUUAAAAGGUCAAUUCAAUACGGAGACCAACUUUGUGAUGGUUCUCAAUGGCGAUUCUUUACGAUGAGAUCACACCAUGUUCAUUGUAUUUAUGAAAACUACACCCAUACAGUGUACAGUACCAUUGCCGCCUAAUGGCCUUUCUUGAUAUUGCUGGUUGUAAGUACGAAUACCUGCAUACAUACUGGACUGAUAAGGAACACUGCUAUAACUAUUAUUAGUAGUAGUAUUAUAAUGAUUUAAACAAGUUGGGACAACCCUUCAGUUAACUACUGUACGUAACAAUUAUCCAUUAGUAGUGAUUAUGGUCCCUCAAUAUACAUUUAACAUAUUACAACGUAGGCUAUGUGUUACAGCACUACUUUUGUUGUCCCCCUCAGGAAUUGCUCCUGAGAAAAUUUCAUGUAAUUGUCCCCUCCAAGGUUGAUAUCAGAUUUUCGCCCCUGAGUCCAGGGUAGUUUUCUAGGAACUGGGACAGGUUAUGGACUGCUUAUCUGGAGUAGUGUGUGUGACUACUCUAUUAGUAAAAAGAAACAAGAUAUUACUCAACAGAGACUUGUGUCUACUGAUGAUAUACAGUACAUUGUUGUGCAGCAAGAGCCACUGGGUUCAUCUCGAUGCUUGGUUUCCACUGUGUAUUAACAAGAAGGGAGUUCACUCUGUUGGAUGUCAGUCUUAUCGUCAGGCUCCAGUAGUGGUGGGAUCCCCCAGGCCAUGCCGUGCUAUCCUGAAGGCUUCCUCUACAUUCUCCCUGGACAGUGUGUCUCAUGUCCACUAGGCCUGGAUCUAUCGACUUAACCGGAGCCAGGAAGGACAGGCCACUGCACCACAAUAAAUAAGGGAUACUGUGGGGAAUUCAUAACAUAGGCUACUGUAACAACAAAACAAUGUACAGUAGGCCUACAUCAGAACACCUCCAGUGAAACAUGGCCAAUAUUAGACCACCAACACAGUAGGGCUGAUGGAUCCUUACCAGUUUACACCCUGUCAGUUACUCCAGUAAAGCCAUGAGGACCCUGAAUGUCUGUGAACAGUUCCUCCAUUUCCAGAUAAAGGGCACACUGGGAGAAAAAAAAAUGUACUUCUUUUUUUUUUAUCCACAUCUGAUAUCAAUUUUUUCCCGCUACAGUGGUCCUGAGUUACACACUACUCAGGUCAUCAAUGUCAAAUAUAAAAUGUCAGGACUACAACUGAAGAGGACUAGACAGUUGGUUAGUGUAGUUUCAGAGGGUGUGCCUCAACUCCAACCCUGUCCAAGUGCAUAUUUAGCUGCCUGGUGAAAGUCUUCUGGAUAGCUUCCCUCUCACCUGAGAGAUAUGUUUGAUGAUGUGCCAUUCUGCUGGCAUUAUCACAGACACUGCAGAGAAAGUUCACACUGAAAUAAAAACGUGCAUUGUUUUCAUAUGUGAUGUUUUGAACACGACCGCGCUGUAAAGGGUGCAGAGAGUAGGAAAGAACAGGCAAGGCCCUACAGGUGAUGGUGCAACGCACAAAAAUAUGA